Rhodotorula toruloides NP11 is the source of this 825-nucleotide messenger RNA. RefSeq lists its product as uncharacterized. The coding region runs from base 1 to 825 and encodes 274 amino acids. The record is from RefSeq and is a predicted model, not a curated record. The transcript has 3 exons. NCBI's taxonomy places the organism in Eukaryota, Fungi, Basidiomycota, Microbotryomycetes, Sporidiobolales, Sporidiobolaceae.
AUGGGCGGGCAGGCCUCUCGCAUCGCUCAGACUGCCGCACAGACUGCCACCAGCGCCGCUUCGUCGCUUGCAUCCCGCUUCCCCUCCCCCUCCUCUCCCUCCUCCCGCCUCAGCCCCACCUACAACGACGUCCUCGAGGUGCUCGACGUGCUGCAGAACGAUUUGCACCUCCCGCCCGAGCUUGCAGUCCAGAUCAUCGACGCUGCGGAAUACUACCCGUCCUUCGUCUCGAGCUGGGAGGGCGACGUGACCGUGUCGGCCGGACCCGCCGGACACCGCCAGAACAUCGACUUGCUCCAAACCCCACCCAUUCCCGCUUUUCCUGGCGCCGCUGAGCACGCGGUGAGGCGGAUCAGGGUCACGACGGUCUCGAGGGACCAGGGUUUCACCUCGUUCAGCCAGUACCGAGGAACGCGCGAAGCGUCUUCUUCCUGGUUCGAGCUCGAAAUCCGACGACCCAGAGCGCGCCGAUCACCACCAGACGAGCGGUCUACGUCCGCCGCGCCUUCCAAUCAACAGUCGUCCGCCUCUACACCCUUGCCCGACUCCGUUUCUCCGACCGCCAAUCCUGCGACCCAGCCCGAUCAUCCGUACGAGACGAUCUCGACCUUGCGCCUCCACUCCAACAUCCACGGCCACUACGCCUUCACAACUCACUCUCUAACGCUCUCAGACCUCCCUUCCUCGCCCGACCGCGCAGCAGCUGCUUUCGUCCGCCGAAUAAGGGAGGGAGACAGGCUGGUCGUGGUUGCAUGCGCGAUGUACCCGCUCUGGGAGAACGUCGUGAGAGGUUGUGCGGUAGAAGUGGAGAUGAUGGUCGUUUAA